Molecule: messenger RNA, 264 nt
Organism: Schizophyllum commune H4-8
Lineage: Eukaryota; Fungi; Basidiomycota; Agaricomycetes; Agaricales; Schizophyllaceae
Exons: 1
Coding region: 1-264 (87 amino acids)
Source: RefSeq, a predicted model, not a curated record
AUGCUAUCGAUCUUCGCCCUGAUAUCGCCUAUGCGGUCCUUCGCCAUGUUCGGAGUCUGGCGCGACGGGUACGAGCAGGUGGUCCCUACGUCCAUGCAAGAAGAGUGGAUCAGCCAGCGCGGAGCGGUGUCCGAUUUGCUUGCGCGAGCGCCGCAGGGCGGGACACUGCGACCGUACAGAUGCUCAGAAGGCCUCGCCGACUUAUUAUUACUCAACCUCGUCGCGUCGUCUGCGGGAUUCAGCCUGAUUCGGACUGAAUUUUGA